Molecule: messenger RNA, 2328 nt
Organism: Aphis gossypii (cotton aphid)
Lineage: Eukaryota; Metazoa; Arthropoda; Insecta; Hemiptera; Aphididae
Product: zinc finger MYM-type protein 1-like
Exons: 4
Coding region: 1-2328 (775 amino acids)
Molecular function (GO): protein dimerization activity
Source: RefSeq, a predicted model, not a curated record
AUGUCUUACCCACAUAAAUCUGGCUGUCAAAAGCGUAAAGAGCGUGUAGAACGGGAAGAAAAAUUUUUAAAAUCUCAAAAAGGUCAAUCAACUCUAACUGCUUUCAAAUUUUGUGCAAAAGAGAAGCCUACUCAGGUUACUCAGAAUAUAGAAACGAAAAAUCAAAUACUUUCAAAUGAUUCUGAAAAUAAAAAAAAUAUUUUGAUUAAUGAUAAUAAUGUUACUAAUUGUCUCACAAAAAAUUUAAUUUAUCCUGUAUUAACUGAUUCAAUUGAAAAAAAUCCUGCUGUAGAAGAAUCUGAUACCGUAGUCGUUGAUUAUAGUGGUAAACCUGAAUGUUUACCAGAAGUAAAUGACAAUAUUAUUUGUACAGAAAAACAAUCAAAUUCCCAAUCACUAACAAAUACUUAUAAUUAUCAUUACGAUAUUGGUACUUUGACAACCAAUAUAUUGCAAACACAAUUAAUUGAAAACAUUAUUCGUCAAGGCCAUCAAAAAAUGCCAACGUCUUUUCCUCGUGAUCGACUGAAUGAACCGUUUCCAUUAUCAUUACUUUCUAAAACUUUGCCAAAUAGUGAAAAAGUAAAACGCGAUUGGUUAGUGUGGAGUCACAUAAAAAAUGCAUUUUAUUGUUUUCCUUGCCGUUUGUUCAAAAUAAGCACAUUAAAUUGUUCCUAUCUCAGUAGCCCUGAUGGAUACUCAAAAGAUAAAAUUUGGAGAAAAUUAUAUGAAAGAUUACCAUCACAUGAAAACAAUAAAGAUCACAUUCAAUGUUUUGUGAAGUGGCGUGAAGUAAAAACACGAAUAAAAAAUGAUAGUUCGAUUGACAAGCUAGUGUGCAAACAAAUUGCACACGAAGCCCAAAAAUGGAGAGACAUUUUGACACGUGUUUUAGACACAAUUUUAUUUUUAGGUGAAAGAGGAUUGGCUUUAAGAGGAGAAAGUCAUAUUGUAGGAGAACCAAAUAAUGGAAACUUUUUAGGGAUUUUAGAACUAAUAAGCCACUAUGACCCUAUCUUACGACAGCGUUUAGAAGAAGUGAAAAAGUCUCAACAGCUGCAUCAACGUUUACAAGUCCACUACCUUUCAGCUGAAAUACAAAAUGAAUUCAUAAGCUUGUGUGCAGAUCAUGUGAUGUCAGUUAUAUUAAUUGAGCGAAGUAGUGCUAAAUACUAUACCAUUAUUGUUGAUGCUACACCUGAUUCAGCUCAUGUUGAACAAACUACAUUUAUUUUGCGUUACCUCCAUUUUGACGCCAAAGAAAAAAUAUAUGAUAUUAAAGAACGGUUUUUAGCUUUUGUGGACUGCAAUAAAAAAACAGGUGAAGCCAUUGCAGACUUGAUUCGUGAAACUUUAAAAAAGUAUAACAUUCUACUAACCGACUGUCGCGGACAAGGCUAUGAUAACGGCUCUAAUAUGAAAGGUGAAUACAAUGGUGCCCAAAGUCAUAUACUAAAAGAUAAUCCAUAUGCUAUUUACUCACCAUGUGCAGCUCACAGCUUAAAUCUAUGUGGAGUUGACUCUGCUGAGUGUUGUUCGCUUCACGGUCUAUCAAAUACAAGAUGGUCAGCUAGGAUAGAUGCUGUAAAACCAUUCCUGAAUAAUCUACCAGGACUGCAAAAUGCACUAGAGGACGUAAAACAACUUAAUUUAACUGCAGAAUCUCGUCGAGAUAUCGAAGUUCUCUUUGUAAUAAACGAAAGAAAUGUCGUUCUUCAAGCCAGAAACUCUACUAUUGAUGUUGAAGUAAUAAAUCUGGAGAGUUUAAUAGCAGACUUGCAGCUGAUAAGAAAUAAUUGGAAUACUAUUUUACAAGAAUAUUCAGUUAUAGCAGGAAUAAAUAACCGUUUUGUUGUAAUAAAAAAGUUGAACGAUAUUUUUUCUUUUUUGUGGCAAUUUGUUGCAUGGUCUGAAGAGCGAAUUCAGGAUACUGCAGCUAAUUUUGUAAAAAAAUACGAUACUGACGUAUCUCAAGAACUAAUAACUGAAAUGAUUCACCUUAAACAUAUCUACAAAGAAAAUUUCACAACUAAUUGUUCUCCUUAUGAGUUAUUGAACGAGAUCACAUCAAAAAAUUUGGACACUCUUUUUCCGAAUGUGUGUGUGGCUUUACGCAUAUUUUGUACCUUGCCAGUUUCAGUUGCUAGUGCUGAGCGUUCUUUCAGCGUACUUGCAAGAAUUAAAAAUUUUCACCGUUCUUGUUCUUCACAAUCGAGAGUUUCUGGGUUAGGAACUCUAUGUUUAGAAUCAGGAUUAGCAAGGCAACUGGAUUUUAAAGAAAUCAUCGACUGCUUUGCUUCGGCUAAAGCAAGAAAAGCUAAUUUAUAG